AUGGAGGGCUGCUCGGCGGACGAGUUUGACGAGGAGGAGCAGCUGGUGCGGAAGCAGCGCAGAGAGAAGAAGGAGCUGCAAGCCAAAAUUCAAGGUAUGAAGAAUGCUGUUCCCAAGAAUGACAAAAAGAGGAGGAAGCAACUCACGGAGGAUGUUGCGAAGCUGGAAGCGGAGAUGGAGCAGAGACACCGGGAGGAACUGGAGCAGCUGAAGCUGACAGCCAAGGGGAGCCAGGGAGAUUUUGAUGCUGUUAACAUUUCAAACUUGGUUCUUGAGAAUCAGCCGCCUCGGAUUUCAAGAGCACAAAAGAGACGGGAUAAAAAAGCUGCAUUGGAAAAGGAGCAGAAAGAAAGAAUAGCUGAAGCUGAAAUUGAGAACUUAUAUGGCGCUAGACAUGUAGAAAGUGAAAAACUUGCUCAAAUAUUGGCAGCUAGAGAGUUGGAAAUCAAACAGAUUCCCUCGGAUGGCCACUGUAUGUAUAGAGCCAUUGAAGAUCAGCUGAAAGAGCGGGACUGCCCUCUGACUGUAGCUGCCUUAAGAAGCCAAACUGCUAACUAUAUGCAAAGCCACAUGGAUGACUUUCUGCCAUUUUUAACAAACGCUAAUACAGGAGAUAUGUACACUCCAGAAGAGUUUGGAAAGUACUGUGAUGAUAUUAUAAACACAGCUGCAUGGGGAGGGCAGCUGGAGCUAAGAGCCCUGUCUCAUAUUCUACAAACACCAAUAGAGAUAAUACAGGCAGAUUCUCCUCCUAUUGUAGUUGGUGAAGAAUAUCCAAACAAACCAUUAAUACUUGUAUAUAUGAGACACGCAUAUGGCUUAGGAGAACAUUACAAUUCUGUCACGUGGUUGGUGAACAGACCUACUGAAAAUUGCAGCUAG
Pipistrellus nathusii (Nathusius's pipistrelle) is the source of this 882-nucleotide messenger RNA. NCBI's taxonomy places the organism in Eukaryota, Metazoa, Chordata, Mammalia, Chiroptera, Vespertilionidae. The record is from the annotation of a GenBank genome assembly.